Acanthosepion pharaonis is the source of this 675-nucleotide messenger RNA. The record is from the annotation of a GenBank genome assembly. Lineage: Eukaryota; Metazoa; Mollusca; Cephalopoda; Sepiida; Sepiidae.
AUGUCAUCCUCUACUUCAAGAGCUUACUACAAAAGAGGAUUGAUUCCUAAAUUCCUUACUGACCCUCUCAGCGAAACCGACUUUCCCAUAUUUAAUGUCCGUUCGAUUUUUCUUCAUCCAAACCCACAUGAUCACGCACGACGCCCACGAAAAAAUCUCUGUUCAUAUCUAUCUAUCUAUCUAUCUAUCUAUCUAUCUAACCUGGUCAGUACCUAUAGGAACAACCAUUCUCUUCAUACCUUUUAUUCUAUUCUGUCAUUUAUUACAAUCAAAAAACUAUCAUCGGUUCCUCUAUCUUUUAAUAACCCCUUUUCAAUAUCUUGUCCGCAUAACGCCGACGCUUUCUUUUCCUUAAACAUCGUCUUCCAUUUUCUUUUCUUUAGUGUUGGCGUUGAAACCUCUUUCUCGAUCUUUUCAAAUUCCUUUCAUAUCCUGCGUCUCCGGAACGCCACUAAACUUUUAUUUUCCCCGGCCAUCAUUCCCCUUUUUUCAUUUUUAAUUAUUCUUUCUUUCUUUCUUUCUUUCUUUCUUUCUUUCUUUCUUUUAUUCAUUUCUGUUCUCAUCAUAUAUUCAUUUUUUAUUUACUUUCCAAUCGAUCCAUUCUUAGUUCCCGAAAUGUUGUACUCAUCCACAAGUGCUUACACAGAUCAGCCACGCGAAGAAGCCAGUGUUUGA